This is a messenger RNA of Carya illinoinensis, 2849 nucleotides long. RefSeq names its product ABC transporter G family member 11. Bases 523 to 2643 code for a protein of 706 amino acids. Gene Ontology annotation, cellular component: membrane. The record is from RefSeq and is a predicted model, not a curated record. Lineage: Eukaryota; Viridiplantae; Streptophyta; Magnoliopsida; Fagales; Juglandaceae. The transcript has 10 exons. Gene Ontology annotation, molecular function: ATP binding; ABC-type transporter activity; ATP hydrolysis activity.
UCAUGUUCCAAGCCGAACCAAAAACAGAACCGAUCGAACAAAUUUGCUUCUGUCAGAGUUUUGAAGAACUGAUGCAACGGGGAUAUGAAUACCUACUCAUUCAGAUGGGGAGAAAGGUUUGAGAAAAAAUAAGGAAAAAUUUUCUAGCUUGUCGGUUUGUCACACCAAAAAAGCUAGCUUUCUAUACUGGGUUGUUUUUGCAUGGGUACUCUCUCUCCCUAAUUUUCUCUUCCAGUUACAACUCAGUCAAAUUCACAACACCCUCAUCUUCCAAACUCCCUCAUUCAAUUCGUAUUUCCUCAUAUCUUUCCUUUCCUCCUCCUUUUAGAACCUCUGAACCUUUUCUCACAGCAUUCUUUCCUUAUCUCUUUCUGGUUUGGUAGCUCCUUAUAGACACCCAGUGCUUGGCCAUAGUUGGGGUCCGUUUCGAGCUCUUUAUUCUGGGUUAUUGCAGUUGCAAGAUCCCGUGCCCGAGAUUUCCUUCGUAGGCAAGUUGGUUUUGAAGAUUGAGUAGAGGUGAUAAUGAGUAACCCUGCAGCAAAUCAUAUGGUUAUGGAGAUAGAGGCAAACAAACCAGCAGGGAAUGGAAAUGUAGUGGCGGGUUUGAGCCCCCUGAGUGAGACUCUAUGGAGGGACAUGGCUAAGACGGAGAUCGUGGGGGAUGUCUCGGCGAGGCUCACUUGGAAGGAUCUGACUGUCAUGGUCACUCUCAGCAAUGGAGAGACACAGAAUGUUUUGGAAGGACUCACUGGUUAUGCCGAGCCUGGGACCUUUACAGCCCUAAUGGGUCCCUCUGGUUCAGGCAAAUCUACCCUCCUUGAUGCUCUUUCUAGUCGUCUUGCGGCUAACGCAUUCCUUUCUGGUACCAUCCUCCUCAAUGGUCGCAAAACAAAGCUCUCUUUUGGGACUGCAGCCUAUGUCACCCAAGAUGAGAACCUGAUCGGCACUCUAACAGUGCGGGAGACGAUUUCAUAUUCAGCUCGACUCCGUCUGCCCGAUAAGAUGUCACGGUCAGAGAAGCGUGCACUGGUUGAGAGUACCAUUAUAGAGAUGGGUCUCCAAGAUUGCGCUGACACGGUCAUUGGAAACUGGCAUUUGCGUGGAAUCAGUGGAGGAGAGAAGAGAAGAGUUAGCAUUGCUCUUGAGAUCUUGAUGAGACCCAGGUUGCUCUUCCUGGAUGAGCCAACCAGCGGACUUGAUAGUGCCUCUGCUUUCUUUGUAACACAAACAUUACGGGGCCUGUCAAGAGAUGGUAGGACUGUGAUAGCGUCAAUUCAUCAGCCAAGCAGUGAAGUAUUUGAACUGUUCGAUCAAUUGUACUUGCUUUCUGGUGGCAAGACUGUUUAUUUUGGCCAAGCUUCCGAAGCAUACGAGUUCUUUGCUCAAGCUGGGUUUCCCUGUCCCGCUUUGAGGAACCCAUCUGAUCAUUUUCUUAGAUGCAUCAAUUCUGACUUCGAUAAAGUUAAGGCCACUCUAAAAGGAUCCAUGAAACUGCGGUUUGAGGCAAGUGAUGAUCCACUUGAGAGGAUUACCACAGCUGAAGCUAUUCGAACCCUUGUUGACUUCUACCGCACUUCUCAGCACUGCUAUGCUGCAAGAGAAAAAGUGGAGGAGAUAUCCAAAGUGAGAGGAACUGUGCUAGAUUCAGGAGGUAGUCAGGCUAGUUUCUUGCUGCAAGCCUAUACCUUGACCAAGCGUUCAUUUGUUAACAUGUCAAGGGACUUCGGUUAUUACUGGCUUAGGCUUGUAAUUUACAUUGUAGUCACUAUCUGCAUUGGGACCAUCUAUUUGAAUAUCGGGACGAGUUACACUUCAAUUCUGGCAAGGGGAUCAUGUGCAUCUUUUGUGUUUGGUUUUGUAACAUUCAUGUCAAUUGGCGGUUUUCCUUCGUUUGUCGAAGAUAUGAAGGUUUUCCAGAGAGAAAGGCUGAAUGGCCACUAUGGUGUAACUGCAUUUGUCAUCGGUAACACACUGUCUGCAAUGCCCUUCCUGAUAUUGAUAACCUUUCUCUCUGGAACAGUUUGUUACUUCAUGGUCCGCCUGCACCCGGGAUUCGAGCACUAUAUAUUCUUUGUACUAUGCCUUUUUGCAAGUGUCACUGUGGUGGAGAGCUUGAUGAUGGCCAUAGCCAGUAUUGUCCCUAACUUCCUCAUGGGUAUCAUCAUUGGGGCUGGAAUUCAGGGCAUAUUCAUGCUAGUCUCUGGUUACUUUAGGCUCCCAAAUGACAUUCCAAAGCCUGUGUGGCGCUACCCCAUGUCAUACAUCAGCUUCCAUUUCUGGGCUCUACAGGGGCAAUACCAGAAUGAUCUCAAGGGCUUGUUGUUUGACAACCAACCACCGGAUCUUUUCAAGAUACCGGGCGAGUACAUCUUGGAAAACGUGUUCCAGAUUAACGUUCACCGAUCAAAGUGGGUAGAUCUUAGUGUCCUCUUCAGCAUGAUAGUCGUCUACCGCAUCAUCUUCUUCAUCAUGAUCAAAGUUAGUGAGGAUGUAACGCCCUGGAUCAGAGGUUAUAUGGCUAGAAGAAGAAUGCAACUGAAGAAUGGUAAUCAACAUACAACAGUUGCUCCUGCUGGUCUUACCCAAUCUCCUUCUCUGAGAAAUUAUGUGAAGACUCGUACAAGAGGUACCAGUAAAAGGUAGACAAUAGAUAGUAAUAUUACAGAGAAUAAAAUGGAAAAGUCAUCUCACCAUGGAGUUUGAACAAGGAAUGUAUGUAGCAGAUGCUUUGGGAGACAUAACUCGCUCCAUCUUUUAACAAUUUUUUACUUCCAUUUCUUACCAUAUGUAUUUGUCGCUACGUAAUAUUUCAAUUUUGUGCUUGAUAAUACAGAAAUCACCUUCAAAUA